CCCGUACUCCGGUAUCGCGGAAAAGUUUCGGUUGCAGUGUGCGCCCGAUAAAGCUCAACAAAAACAAGGCGCGACUUUCUCAGAGCAGCUGGCGCGGCACUAUCCCUCGCCCCCCUCCCGUCUCCCCCAACGGCUCGGCUCGAACGCCGAGUCAGUCGGGUCGAGAGCCGAGCGGCAACCGAAGGAAGCGCGAAGCAAGCGUCACCAGUCAGUCGUCAGUUCAGUCCAGUCAGUCGUAAUUCAGCAGUGUGCGUGAGUGUUGCGUCUCGCGUACGUCGAGUUCCUCCCGGCGUGUGGCGUGCCACUGUUCGUCUCAUUGACAGCUCUUCUCAGAGCGCGGCCGUUCAUCCCAACGUGGACCUCGUCUAGCAGUGAGCCGCUUCGACCGGCAGUCUUCUCAGGAGCCAUGCCACAAGGAGUAGGAGCGGCGGUGGGCAUCGACCUGGGCACCACGUUCUCCGUGGUGGCGGUGUGCCGCAAGGGCAAGGUGGAGGUGCUGGCCAACGACGAUGGCAGCCGCAUCACGCCCAGCGUGGUGGCCUUCUUCCAGGGCGAGAGCUACGUCGGCCAGGCCGCGGAGGAAGUGGAAGCUCCUGCGACCAACAGGGUGUUCGACGCCAAGCGGCUCAUUGGUCGUCCGUGGAGUGACGAGCACAUCCAUAAGGACAAGAAGCUUUGGCCUUUCGAUGUAAUCGAGGUGAACGGCACCCCGAGGAUCGAGGUGAACGUGAGCGCCAAGAAGAGGGAGACUUUCGCUCCCGAAGAGAUCUCGGCCAUGGUGCUGAAGAACCUCAAGAAGACCGCGGAGGACGCCCUGGGCCAGACGGUGACGAAGGCAGUCAUCACCGUGCCGGCCUACUUCAACGAGCGCCAGCGCCAGGCCACCAAGGCAGCCGGCGCCAUCGCCGGCCUGGAGGUGGUGGGCAUGAUCAACGAGCCCACGGCGGCCGCCAUCGCGUACGGCCUGGACAACGGAUCGUCCACCAAGAAGACGGUGUUCAUCUACGACCUGGGCGGCGGCACGUUCGACGUGUCGGUCAUGGUCAUCCAGGGCAGCGAGUUCAGAGUCGUGGCGUCGGGCGGGGACACGCACCUCGGCGGCCAGGACUUCGACGCAAGGCUGCUGAACCACUGCCUGCAGGACAUCAAGAAAAAGAGGGGUCUAGACCUACUGGCCACAAAAGACAAGCAGUCCAUCCGAGAACUGCGCAGGGCGUGCGAGUUGGCCAAACGCAAACUGUCGUCGAUAGCGGAGGUCACUCUCAACGCCCCUCUGACGCGCCACGACUGGCUUUACAACACCCGCAUCACGCGGGCCCUUUUCCAGGACCUCUGUGCAGACUUGUUCACGAGAACCAUCACCCUCACCGAGCAGGUUCUUACGGAAUCAAAGCUGCAGCGCGGCGCCAUCGACGAGGUGGUGCUGGUGGGCGGCUCGACGCGCAUCCCCAAGGUGCGCGCCUUGCUGGCGGCCUUCUUCGGCGGCAAGGAGCUGCGCCACUCCGUCAACCCGGACGAGGCGGUGGCGAGCGGAGCGGCGGUGCGGGCCGCGGUCCUCAUGGGCGACACGCAGGCCAACAGGCUUGUCAAGCUCAAGGACGUGACUCCCCUGUCGCUGGGCAUCAACACUCUGGGAGGAGUGUUCAGCGUCCUAAUCCCCAAGAACAGCCCCCUGCCUUUCAAGAAAACGCAGUCGUACAGUACAACCGUCGACUAUCAGGAGCAGUGUGGCUCCAAGGUGUUUCAAGGAGAACGCCCGCUCUCAAAGGACAACUACUGCCUCAACAAGGAGUUCUGGGUUGACGUCCCCAGCAAGCCGGCCGGCGAGGUUAGUGUUGACAUCACCUUCGCGAUCAACGUGGACGGCCUGCUGACGGUGACCUGCGUGGAGCCCACCACUGGGCGCUCCCAGAAGGUGCAGAUUUCGCAGAAGGAGGCCCACCUGAGCGACGCGGACAUCCGGGCCAUGAUCGAGAAAGCCAAGCGCUACCAGCGCGAGGACGACGACGCACUGCGGGAGGUCCAAGAGCGGUUGCGGGCGCAGAGGUUCUUCUGAUCUGUUAUCGGUGGGCUUACUUGCAAUAUUUAUUUAAGAAUUUGAUUGUGAAACCCGGGGUUCCUCGGGUACAUUAUCUAGGGUCUGAAGCCCGUUAAUGUAGCUGCUUGUGACAAAGGUUUUUGUUUGAAUCACAGUUAAAUCAACGUUUGAAAUAAAAGGCAUUUUCCUGUCAA
Thrips palmi is the source of this 2232-nucleotide messenger RNA. RefSeq names its product heat shock 70 kDa protein 1-like. The transcript has 8 exons. Gene Ontology annotation, molecular function: ATP binding; ATP hydrolysis activity; misfolded protein binding. The record is from RefSeq and is a predicted model, not a curated record. Gene Ontology annotation, cellular component: cytoplasm. NCBI's taxonomy places the organism in Eukaryota, Metazoa, Arthropoda, Insecta, Thysanoptera, Thripidae. Gene Ontology annotation, biological process: cellular response to unfolded protein; protein refolding. The coding region runs from base 407 to 2056 and encodes 549 amino acids.